This is a messenger RNA of Epithele typhae, 1704 nucleotides long. Its product is annotated as ubiquinone biosynthesis hydrox. Bases 1 to 1704 code for a protein of 567 amino acids. Lineage: Eukaryota; Fungi; Basidiomycota; Agaricomycetes; Polyporales; Epitheliaceae. Gene Ontology annotation, cellular component: mitochondrion. Gene Ontology annotation, molecular function: 2-octaprenyl-6-methoxyphenol hydroxylase activity; oxidoreductase activity, acting on paired donors, with incorporation or reduction of molecular oxygen, NAD(P)H as one donor, and incorporation of one atom of oxygen; FAD binding. The record is from RefSeq and is a predicted model, not a curated record. Gene Ontology annotation, biological process: ubiquinone biosynthetic process. The transcript is spliced from 6 exons.
AUGUUUCGCACUAGCACCCACGUAGCAAGAAAUGUGACUCGUCACCUUACGGGCGCUAGCUUGCGCGGAUUGGCAUCCGUCGUUUCCCAAGAGAGCGACAUCGUCAUUGUCGGAGGUGGGCCCGCAGGACUCGCCCUUGCGAGCGCGCUCAAUUCGGAUAGGCUGCUUCGCGACACCCUCCGCGUGACACUUGUUGAAGCUAGUGACCUCGACAAGGUCCGGAAUUGGACACAAGGACAGGAUGCGUUCUCAAACCGCGUGAGCUCAAUUACGAACGCGUCGCAGGGGUUUCUUUCUGACAUCGGCGCGUGGGCACAUGUUGAAGACGGGCGUACAUGUUCUAUCGAGGAGAUGCAGGUCUGGGAUGGUAUUUCGGAUGCGCGCAUCACAUUUUCAUCCCACGACGGACUGCCUGGUGCGGGUCCAUCAUCACAAAUGGCACGACUCACAGAGAACCUGAACCUGCAACGCGCUCUCCUCCGGCACCUUGACAGCUCCUCCGCGAUUCAGGUUGUUGAAAAAGUCAAAGUUCAGUCAAUAGAACAUGAACAGCGUGAGGGAGGCGGCUGGCCGUUGGUGCAUCUUUCGGACGGUCGGACAUUGCGCGCGCGAUUGUUGGUUGGCGCAGACGGUUUCAACUCCCCAGUGCGUGCAUAUGCUGGCAUUCAGUCAUACGGUUGGGCGUACGACACUACGGCUAUUGUGGCCACCAUGAACCACCAUCCGCGCACCCUGCUUCAAGCCCCGAACACAACUGCAUACCAGCGGUUCCUACCAACUGGUCCCAUCGCGUUCUUGCCUCUUUCAUCGACGGCGUCGUCUCUGGUCUGGUCCACCAAACCACAUCUUGCCAAGGCACUUCUUGCCAGCGACCCAGCGAUUCUGGCCAGCAUGAUCAACUCUGCUUUCCGACUGCCAGAGGUCUCGCUCCGGUACCUGCACACACUCAUCGUGGAGUCCCUCGAGGGUGGCAAGCCAAUCGAUGCACGCCAAAUCGCGGAGGAGAUUGCGUGGAGGGAACGCUCGCACGGCAUCGACGCACAUUCCGCCUACUCGCUCUCCGGGGACGCCGUCGGGGUCCCUCCCGCAGAUGCCGACGCGCUGCCCCCUUUGGUGACCGGUAUCCAGUCCGGGACCGCGGCGUCCUUCCCCCUUCGGUUCAACCACGCAGACGAGUAUCUCGGCGACGGGCGCGGCGCGCGCACUGUCCUCAUCGGGGACGCCGCACACACUAUCCACCCGCUUGCGGGCCAGGGUCUCAACCUCGGUCUCGGCGACGUGGAAGCGUUGUUCCGGUGCAUCCACAAGACCGUCCUCAAUGGCGGAGACAUCGGGUCUCGCACUGCGCUCCUCCCAUAUGCGCGCGAACGCUACUUCGAGAACCACAAAGUGAUGUCCGCAUGCGACAAGCUGCACAAGCUGUAUGCGUCCACGGCGGAGCCUGUGGUGUGGGCGCGCUCGGUUGGCUUGGAGGUGCUCGACCAGCUCGACUCGGUCAAGGCGGCGGUCAUGCUGAACGCCGGGAGCUACGCCCGCCAGACCAACGUCUCGGGUGCUCAGCUUGGGGCGAAUGUGAUCGCAGAGGGGCUCAUGGGCUUUGGGAAAAGCCUCAGUACCGCACGGGCGGUAGCAGAGGGUGCAGCGGGCGUUGUGGGUGUUGGAGUUCGGGGUUUACUGCAGAACCUCGGAGGUCCUCGACAGUAA